UAACACAAUUCCUCUCUCUUAGUCAGAGUAGCGGGGGUUUCAUAGACAGAGGGAGUCUCCUGUGCAGAGCAUAAACCGUAAAUAUCCAUACCAAAGACUGAGUGUCUGCUCUGAUGUAUGGACAGGAUUUCAUAUUAAAAUCCUUGUAAAUCAUAGAGCCGGUCAGCCUGAUCCACUGGAAUGAUUUAGAGAGGCGUGGAUUGGGAACAAGCUGUUCCUUUGGUGGGUGACUGUCCAAGAAGGAGAGAAAGAGGAAAAAUCUGAGAAGAACCCCCGAUCUGGAGGUAGAUUAAGCUGGACAUGGCACACCUUCAGAACAUUCGGAACCAGAAUUCACGUUUGAAUCCUGAGGAAUACUUCACUAAAUUGGAACGAAUUGGUAAAGGCUCUUUUGGAGAGGUGUACAAGGGCAUAAACAACCGCACAAAAGAGGUGGUGGCCAUUAAGAUUAUUGACUUGGAGGAAGCAGAGGAUGAGAUUGAAGACAUCCAGCAGGAGAUCACGGUCCUCAGCCAGUGUGACAGCCCUUAUGUCACCAGAUACUACGGCUCCUAUCUGACGGGCUCUAAGCUGUGGAUAAUCAUGGAAUAUUUGGGAGGUGGAUCGGCUCUGGACCUGCUAAGGCCGGGACCUUUGGAAGAAGCAUAUAUCGCCACCAUUCUCAGAGAAAUACUGAAAGGACUGGACUACCUCCACUCAGAGAGGAAGAUUCAUAGAGAUAUCAAAGCGGCCAAUGUGUUACUCUCUGAACAUGGAGAAGUCAAGCUGGCAGACUUUGGAGUGGCUGGCCAGUUAACAGACACACAAAUUAAGAGAAACACAUUUGUAGGAACUCCAUUUUGGAUGGCACCAGAGGUCAUCAAACAGUCUGCAUAUGACUUCAAGGCUGACAUCUGGUCAUUGGGUAUCACAGCCAUCGAGCUGGCUAAAGGAGAGCCACCCAACUCAGAACUUCACCCCAUGAGAGUCUUGUUCCUCAUCCCUAAAAAUAACCCACCCGCGCUGGAAGGGUCCUACAGCAAAGCCUUUAAGGACUUUGUUGAGGCUUGUCUCAAUAAAGAUCCACGAUUUAGACCGACAGCCAAAGAGCUUCUGAAACACAAGUUCAUCACCCGCUACACCAAGAAAACCUCAUACCUGGCAGAGCUCAUUGAUCGAUACCGCCGCUGGAAGUCAGAGGGCCACGAGGACGAAUCAAGCUCUGAUGACUCUGACAUGGAUGGGGAGGGGGAUGACAGGGACCAGUGUCCCAUGUGGACUUUCCCCACUGUGCGGCCCACUUCCAUGAACAAGUUACAAAGAGGUUUCAAUCAUUUAGACAAUAAGACAUCAGACGUUAUGAAGAGGCAGCCAAAGUCACCGUCUCUAAAAACGUUCAUCACACCCAUCUUCAGAGAGCUGAAGGAGAAGCGGCGUGUUAGCGGGAGCGGUGUAUGCGCCCUGGAGGAGCUGGAAAACGCAUUCAGCCUCGCAGAGGAGUCCAGCCCUGGAAUCUCAGACCGUUUACUCAAUAACAUUAUGGAGAGAGUGUGCAGUUUUUCAGGUCAUGCUGAUUCAAUGCUGUAAGAUAUUGUGCUGCACUGUGGCACUUGCAUGCAGUACUAAAUCUUCCGCAGGAGUGAACUCUGAGACUUCCUUUGUCUCAACCCUGCAGGUUUACACUCAACGGUAACAGCAUGCCUUCAAAACGAUGAGGUCCGUCUGACUGCUGGUCAGCUCCGUCCGAUGGAAAGACUAUCCUGAUCUCUUCAUGAGCCAACCUCCUGCUCCUUCAGCUGAACACCAGUCAUUCCAUUCCAGCUUGUAUUAUGAGAUGUUUUUACAGUUUACUUUAUAGAAUUUUGAAAUGUCUAACUGAAAUGUAAAAUAUGAAAUGACGAACCAGG
Molecule: messenger RNA, 1886 nt
Organism: Sinocyclocheilus rhinocerous
Lineage: Eukaryota; Metazoa; Chordata; Actinopteri; Cypriniformes; Cyprinidae
Product: serine/threonine-protein kinase 25-like
Exons: 11
Coding region: 301-1566 (421 amino acids)
Biological process (GO): protein phosphorylation
Cellular component (GO): Golgi apparatus; cytoplasm
Molecular function (GO): ATP binding; protein serine/threonine kinase activity
Source: RefSeq, a predicted model, not a curated record